Capsicum annuum is the source of this 720-nucleotide messenger RNA. RefSeq names its product CASP-like protein 4D1. Lineage: Eukaryota; Viridiplantae; Streptophyta; Magnoliopsida; Solanales; Solanaceae. Bases 23 to 562 code for a protein of 179 amino acids. The record is from RefSeq and is a predicted model, not a curated record. The transcript has 3 exons.
UUUAUUAGGAAUUUUUUAUAAAAUGUCAAAUUAUCCUCAGUAUAAUUUUGAUGUGAAGUCUUCUUCAUCAUCAUCAUCAAAAAUACCAUUAAUUACAUUAGGUGCUAGAGUUGUAACAAUAGCUACUCUUCUUGUGUCAUGGGGUGUGUUACAAACUAGUGAAGUUACUUUUAGUAAUGGAGCUAGACUUACCUAUGAUUAUUAUCGCUCAUACAGCUAUACACUUUUUGCUGUGAUAGCAGGAGCAGUGUACAAUCUGUUGCACAUCCCAUUUGCAAUAUAUUUCCUCAUCAGAAAGAAGCCUUUGAUAAAUCAUAAGGUUUUUCGACACAUUGAACUCUAUGGUGACAAGAUUAUAUUUGGGAUACUAGCAACAGGAGCUGGUACAGCAUUAGGUGCAACAAUGGAUUUAAAGAAAAUUGUUUAUAAUGAUGACAACUCAAAGUACCACGAUUUCUUGAACUUGAUGUAUAUUCCAGUUGCAUUUCUUUGGGCUGGACUUGUGAGUUCUGGAAUUUCUUCUAUUUUAUCAUCUUUGAGCCUCCAUAAGUCUGAAUCAUGAUAAUACAUAAAGGUUGAAACAAAACAGUUGCUUUAAUUUAGCUUUCUGGUUGCGGUCAUUCCCGGCGUGAAUGUGGGAUGCUUAAUUCAUCACGAUGUCCUUUUAAUUUAGUUACCCUAUUUGUUUGAUAAUUCUUGUUUUAAUAUAAUUAAUAUAGU